Aureobasidium subglaciale EXF-2481 is the source of this 333-nucleotide messenger RNA. RefSeq lists its product as uncharacterized. The record is from RefSeq and is a predicted model, not a curated record. Gene Ontology annotation, cellular component: nucleus; DSIF complex. Gene Ontology annotation, biological process: mRNA processing; positive regulation of DNA-templated transcription, elongation; chromatin organization. The transcript has 2 exons. Gene Ontology annotation, molecular function: zinc ion binding; RNA polymerase II complex binding. The coding region runs from base 1 to 333 and encodes 110 amino acids. Lineage: Eukaryota; Fungi; Ascomycota; Dothideomycetes; Dothideales; Saccotheciaceae.
AUGUCCAACUUCGUACCGCCUUCACAACAUCGCUCGCUGCGCGCCUGCAUGGUCUGCAGCAUUGUCCUUCCUGGUUCGCGCUUCCGCCGUGAGGGAUGUCCCAACUGCGAGGAGUUUCUCGAGCUGCUCGGCCACGACGAUGCCAUUCAGGAGUGUACCAGCCAGGUCUUUGAGGGCCUCAUCACACUUGCCGAUCCUGCUUCCAGCUGGACCGCUAGGUGGCAGCGACUCGACAGCUACGUCCCCGGUGUUUACGCUGUCAAGGUGACGGGCAUCUUGCCUGAAGAGGUCAUCUCCACCGUCGAGGCCGCCGGUGUCAAGUACAUCCCGUGA